Morchella sextelata is the source of this 5637-nucleotide messenger RNA. RefSeq lists its product as uncharacterized. The record is from RefSeq and is a predicted model, not a curated record. Bases 1 to 5637 code for a protein of 1878 amino acids. The transcript is spliced from 2 exons. Lineage: Eukaryota; Fungi; Ascomycota; Pezizomycetes; Pezizales; Morchellaceae.
AUGUCUUCCAACAAUCCCAACUACACGUACCCGCCGCGCCCGCAACAGCAGCAACAGCAGCAUCAGCAGCAUCAGCAGCAGCCCCAGCAGCACCCCUCGAUCCAGAACCACACCCACAUCCAGCAGAGCUUCUCGCAGCAGGGCAACUACGGCGUAAGUAGAGGAGGUGGUGGUGGUGGUGGUGGUGGAGACGUCGGCAGUGGUGGAGGAGGAGGAGGAGGAGGAGGUGCAGCUUCGGCAAGGGCGGAAUAUGCGGCAGAGAGAUGGCCCGAUUACGGGGCUCCGCAGCAGCACCAUGGACAGUACUCGCCGGGGCUCCAGCACGUCCAGGGUAUGGCGUCGUUGGGGGGUGCAGUGUCACGCCCGAGUUCUCGUACAGCGGAUGUAGCACCUUCGUCCAUUAACUCGAGGACAUCCACCGCUAGCCCGGUACCGGGCCGCGCAGUGGGCACUUUCAAUGGCGGAGGCAGCAGUGGCGGAGGAGGCGUGGGUGUGGGAAUGGCAGUAGCAGGAGGAGGUGGUGGGGGAGGCUACGACCAAUACACCGGCGCGCACUAUCAACCGCAACCAUCGGCCACCACCGCUACCGCAACCCAGGGGAGCUCGCGGACCGUGACUGCGGGCGCUAGUUUUGGCGGCUACAGCAACUACGGGCCCCACUACACGCAGCCACAGCCGCCCACAACCAUCGCCGAGAUGCAGCAGCAGCAGCAGCUGCGCACGGCACCGCAGCAGCGAGUGGCGGCGCCAGAGUAUAUCGACUACACUGCCGCUGCUGCUGCUGCCCCCUCUGCCCACACGCACACGCACACGCACACGCACACCCACACCCCUGCAACAACCGCGUCGCAGAACUACACGCCGUUGUACCAGACUGCAGACUCGAUCCGCACGCAGCAGGCAACGUCCCUGUACACGCCCACGCCCGUGUACCAGAACGCUGCCGCUGCCGCCGCCACCGCCGUCCCAUCGUCCUAUGAGGGCACAUACACACCCGUGGACCCGCAACCCCAACGGCAGCAGCAGCAGCAGCAGCACCGUCCACGACAGCCCCAGGCCCAGCCUGCCGCCCCCGCGCAACAGCCCGCGAAGCAGAAACAGCAGCAGCCCCGCGCCCCCCAAUUCCAACCCGUGAACCAGCAGCAGUCCCAAUUCCAGGCCGCGAAGUCACAGCAAUACCAGCAGCAGCAGCAACAGCCCGCGCCUGCCGCAAUGACGCAGUACAGCAAUGCUUUUUCCCAGUCGCAGCAGCAGCAACAGCAGGAGCAACCGGCGAUCCAGCGCACACCCACACCAUCGUCAGUCGCAGCGGCGCCGUACCACCAGCCGACGCCCGUGCUCUCGCCCCAGAUCCAACACACGCACGUCACGCCGUCGCAGCUGCAAUCCCCGCAGCUGCAAUCCCCGCAGCUGCACUCCCCGCAGAUACAAACACAGUCCCCGCACCAGGCCCCCGCCCAACCCCAGGUCCAACCCCAGAUCCAGCAACACCAACACCAAUACCAAGCCCCCCCACCCCCCUCCGAACCCCCCGCCCAGCAAAAGGCCAAGCCAAAACCCCGCGCUAAGAAGCCGCAAGACACGGGCCUCCGCGGCAAGACCUGGGAGCCGACAAUGCCCAUGCUCUACCGGCAGGCAGUGCACCAGAGCCACAACUACAUGCCCUCCGAGUCGCCGGCACGCGGCGGCGGCGGUGUCAAGACGAUUGAUCCGCAGCGGGAGCAGGAGCAGCGCCAGCUGAUUGAGGCCCAGGCGAAGCGGAUCGAGGCGGAGAUGCAGGCGGACCUGCAGGCAAGGAAGCAGGCGGAACAGAGGGCGCAGUAUGAGCGGCAGCAAGCGGAGCAGCGGGCGUAUCAGGAAGCGCAGCAGCGGGCACAGGAAGCGCAGCAGCGGGCGCAACAGGAGGUGCAGGAGCGCGCCCAGCAGGAGCAGCAAGCUCGCCACCAGGAGGAGCUACAGGCCCAGCAGCUGAAGGCGGAACAGGAGGCACAGCUGCAGCUGCAGGAGCAGGAGAAUGUGCGCGCGCUACAGGCCCGCCAGCGGCAACUUGAGCAGCAGGCGGAGCAGGAGGCGCAUCAGAUGCAGGCACGAAUGGAGGCCCAGCAGCGCCAGGCCGACCUACAAGCCCAGCAGCAGGCCGAGCAGUACUCCCAAGCACCCCCGCAGCAGGCAAACCAGGCCUACCCAGAAAGCCAGAACUACCAAGCCCCGGCGCCAGAAGCGCGCCCAGCAGCGCCACCGGCGCUCAACAAGGAGCUGAUGGAAGCGCAGAUGAAGAUCAUGGUGGAGCGCAUGCGGUACUACCAGUCGGCGGACCCCAUCACGUUCCAGCAGGUGUGGGAGAACGUGCGCAAGAGCGGCGGCGGAAACAACGCCGGCGCAAUCACUAACGGCAGCGCGAACGGCGCCAUCAUGGCCAGAGACGGAAGUGCGAGUAGUAGUAGUGGUAGUGGUAGCGGUAGCGGCGAGGAGAGGAGACAGAAUAACAGUAAUGUAGACACAUUCCAGCAGCCGCAGCAACAGCAGCAGCCAGCCCAAAGUGCCAAUGCCAGUGUCCCAGCAGUUCCAGCCCCGCCGCCUGCACCAGCCCCAACCCCCCCAGCAGCAGCAGCAGCAGCAGCAGUGGUGGUACCCGCCCAGCCAGCGCCAGUGGUAGCAGCGCCGCCAGCCCAAGCCCCACUGAGGAAGUCCGGCCCCGUAGACAUAAAGACCGCGCGGGCAAUCAGUAAGUACCUGCACAAGCACGCCGGCCACAGCCCGCCGGAAGCCGCCCUCCUCGAGCACGUCCUCAGUGUCUCGAGCUUCAUAGCGCUGUGCGACAGGCUGGAGGUGAUGGGGUACAGGUUCCACCGCGGCAACUUCUCCAGGUACCUAUUAGUUGAGGUUGACGGCGACGGCGGCGCAGAAGCAGAAGCAGAAGCAGAAGCAGCGGGGGAGGGGGCUGAGAUCGGUGUGGGUGUGGGGGAGAGCCGGGUGCUGGGCGAGGUGGAGGACGACCAGGAACAGAUUCUUAGGGAGCUCAACGAGGCGCGCAGGUCGUCGCCUUCACCUGCUGCCGCUGCCGCUGCCGCUGUUGCUGUUGCUGUUGCGGGCGCGGGCGUGGACGUGGCUAGUGUCACACCUGAGCGGACGGCGGUGGCGGGGGCGGCUGGAGAGGCGGCUAUAAAAACGAAGAGGGGCAGCGGCAGGGGCAGGGGCAGGCCGAGGAAGUCCACCAAACAACCGCAAACGCAGACACAGACGCAGACACAGGGCGCGAUGCAGGCAGAGGCACCAAAGACGCCGUCUGCAGACGAGGAAGCUGCGACUGUCAGCUCUCUUCCUACGCCUACGAGCGCUGUCGCUGUGGGCUUCACUUCUACUUCCACUGCUCCUCCUCCUCCAGCGUGGCAGCAGCCAUCAUCAUCCCUCUCCCACACCACCAACAACACUACAUCCCAUCACACAAACAGCACAAGCAAGAACAACCAAUUCAUGCCCGCCCUCUCCGGCAACAUCACCUCCCACUCCCACUCCCACUCCCACUCCUCGCCCUCCCCGGAAGGCAUGUCGUCCAGCGAGUACCUCGCAAAACAAUACGUGCCCCGCCGCGCCACCCCGCAGAGCGUCAAGGCCCGCGCAGCAGCAGCAGCAGCGCCCACCCCAACCGGACGCCAGUUUGUGGCGCCGUCGCAGAUCUACCGCCCGCCGACGCCGCCAAGAAUGGUGGUUGAUCUGGAGCAAGACGUCGAGAUGCUCGACCCUGCCCCUGCCCCUGCCCCUGCCCCACCAGCGCCAGGGCCAGGGCGGCUCAUCAUAAAGCUAAAGGUUAAAAAGCCAGCCGCUCCCGUCCCAGUCCACACCCCGGUGCCGAUCCCGGCUAGCGCUACUAUCGACCUGACGGGCACUACCCCGGAGCCCCCCACACACAAAAACAACCACAACCACAUGCCUGCGUUUGGAGAGCUGCGCGAGGCGGACCUGGAGUGGGGGCAGCACACGCACGAGGCGAGCCCAGAUAAGCGCCCCGUUCUCAUCCCGAUCCCCAUCCCGCUCCCACACUCAACCCCAGCCCCAGCCCCGGCACCGGCACCGGCCCAGCGCGAACCCCUGAUCCAGCCGCUGAAGCGCGAGAAGGCGCUGGUCAAGCUCACGUACGACUCGACGACCAUCGCGCGCGACAUCCUGAUCGUCAUGGGGCGGCACCCCGAGUUCCGUGCGCUGAACGCGCAUCUGGACGCGCUGCGGUCGGUCGCGGGGAAUGAGGUUGAUCUUUCGACGAUUAGGUGGGAUCUGCUGGAUCCGGGCCCAGGGACGGGGCCGGAGAUGGUGAGUUUUGGGGGCGACAUGGCGAUGGAGGGGGGGGAUAUGGCGGAUGAUGAGGGUGAAGGUGAAGGUGGAGGUGGAGGUGGAGGUGCUGUUGCGGCGAGGGUGGCGAUGCCGGCCGCGGCGGCGAGGAGUCAGGUCAAGGGGAAGGGUGUAGUGCAGCAGGUGUCUCCCGUGGCCGUGGGAAGGGGGAGGCCGAAGAAACGGGCGAGUGGCAGUGUGCUUGGCGCUUCUGUUGCUAGCUUUGGCGCACAUGGCGGGUUUACGACUGCAGCAGGUGGGAACGGUGGUGGUGCGGGCUCGAGCAAUACGGCUCCCGCUGCCCCCGCCUCCGCCCCGGCCGAGACGCCGCGGACUCAGACUCAGACUCAGACUCAGACUCCCGCAGGAAACAACAACAACGGAGGCUCAACCGCCCGCACAGCCAGCACCCUCCGCACCGUGAUGACCCCCGACGCGGCGGCGGCCGCCGCCGCCUCCUCCCCCUCCCGCACCUUCUCCGUCGUCAUCCAAUCCCCGCGCGCGCCCACCAGCGGCGGCCCGUCGCGCCCCCCCACCAACACCCUCAAGCGCAAAUCCACCUCCCACUCCCCCGCGCCCAAAAAGCCCGCGCGCAUGCGGCGCACCAAGGCGCGCGACGACCCGCCGCCCUCGGGCUUCAAAGUCUUCAAGUGCCGCUGGGAGCACUGCCCCGCGGAGCUGCACAACUUCGAGACGCUGCACCGGCACGUGAUGGGCCACUGCAAGCUCGCGAGCUACGGCGGGUACGCGUGCCGCUGGGCGGGGUGCUCGCGCCCCGCCCCUGCUGCUGCCAAGCGCGGCGGCGGCGGCGAGUGUAGCAGGGAUUUCGAUAGCGAGGAGCUGUGGAAGGCGCAUAUGGAUGCGGCGCACCUGGACGGCGUGAGGAGCGAGCUGGGCGUGGGGCCAGCAGUGGGGCUGUAUGACCGUGAGGCGGCUGUUGCGAGCGACGUGGACUAUCUGUCUGAUAGCCGGGGGAGGCAGGUUACGCCGAUUGCGAGGCCGGCACCGCAGGGGUAUGUGUUUUUGCCGCCGCCGCAGGUGGCGAAUCGCCAUUUGGUGAGGGCGAGGAGGCUGGGGGCGGGGAUGGAGGGGGAUGAGAUGGAGGGGGUUGCGGACGCGGCGGCGGAGGCGUCGUUGAGAGUGCAGAUUAUUAGGAUGGCGCGUCCUGAUGGGGAGCGUGUUGGUGGCGGGGGUGGGGAGGGUGGGAGUGGUAGUGGUGGGCAGCAGGGCGCUGGGCAGGGGCAGCAGGCGGAGGGCCCGGAUGCGGAUGGGUGGGUGAGGCAGAUGAGGUUUACUAUCCACCGUAAUUAG